CGUGAUUUUUUUUUUUUUAUCAUAAUUCGAUGAUUAUGUGACUAAAUUUGUUGAAUUUGGAAUAUAUUAGGUUAAUUUCUGAUUUUAUUCGGGGAAUUUGGGGGUUAGGGUUUUCCAUUUCGCGUUUCUUGGUGCAGUGAAUUUAAUUUUUUUGUUAUUUCUUUUGAGCUAGAAGUUUCUCAGAGAUUGAAUUGGAUUGAAUUUUCUGUCAUGGUUUUGUCAGAAAUUUGAUUACAUAAAAAAAGGUUGAAUAUUUGGUUCACUGUAACAUAUUUUCCUAAUCUCUCCACGAAUUGUGAUAUGAAAAAAGCGAAUUAUGGUCGGUUUUCGCCUAUUUUUGGCCCAUUGUGGCGAACCGCGAACUGAAAAGCGAAUUGAAUAGUGAAUUAUUCAUGGAUUAUGGGAAGUUAUGAUGCGUGAUUCUUCUUUUCCGUUUUUCGUGCAAUUGUGAAUUUGCUGAAAUUUUUGGAGACAUUUGAUACUAUUUGGUAACAGUUUUGCAAUCAGUGUUACUUAACCUACUCUGGUUUUGGUGAGUCACAAGAAGUUAAUUCUUAGGUAUAGAAGUUGUGGUAGUUAAGUAGUUAUAUCGUCGUCUUAGUUUGGAUUUUAUUUAUUUAUCGAGCUCGUCAAUGGUUAUAUGGAAACCUCAAUCUUUUAGCUGGGGAAUGUGAAGUUCUGUCUUUAUCUCUAUAUAGUGUCAUCAAAGACACAAAUAUGGCAAGUUCUGAUGACGAGAUGGAGGAGUUGCCGGAGUCUGUUACAAACUAUUACUUUGUUGAUGAUGCUGAGGAACCCAUUUCAUUCUCUGUUCUGCCUAUAAGCUGGAAUACAAGUGAGACAAUCCAGGGCUCAGAAAAGCAGAUAUACGUGCGUGGCAAUGCUGAUGGCGGGCUGGACAAAAUUUAUAAGCCUGUGAGAGCUUGGAAGUUUGAUAUUUCCGGGGUAAAAUCAGAGAUAUCAGUUCUUUCCAAGGACAACUGGAUCAAACUUCAAAAGCCAAGGCAAGCCUAUGAGGAAUUUAUUAGGACAGUGUUAAUAACUGUGAAUUUCCUUCACGUGGUGCAAAAAAAGCCAGAGCUGUCUGGGAAGCGUAUUUGGGAGAAGCUGUCAAAAAUUUUCGGCUUGUAUGAUGUCAUCCCUUCUCCAAAAGACCUUGUGAGUCACAGGUCAUUGAUUGAGCAAGCUGCAAAGCAGAAUGAGUCAUUAAAGAAAUCAAAGUACUUAAUAACAGUUCUUGAGAGAAAGUCACAAAAGAAGCAUGAAGCUGAUGAGGAUGGUUUAGCUCAAGAAAAAAGUGAGUUUGUGGUUAGUGACAGUGGUUAUUCAUCAGAUGAUAUUGAGAAUGAUUCCGGCGAUGAGCAAGAUGGUUCUGAUGGUGAGCAAGAGGGCUCUGCUGAUGAGGAAGAUGGCGAAGAUGAGCCUUUUGAUUCAGUUUGUUCCAUUUGUGAUGAAGGAGGUCCCCUUUUGUGUUGUGAAGGAAGUUGCAUGAGAUCCUUUCAUGCUACACCUAGAUCCGGUAAACCAUCUAAAUGCUCUUCUCUUGGUUUUACUGAGAAGGAAGUGCAGGCUAUGCCUUACUUCAAAUGCCAAAAUUGUAAGUAUAAGCUACAUCAGUGUUUCUCGUGUGGGCAGUUAGGCUCUUCAGAUAAAGAGAAAGGUGUUGAGGUAUUUCAAUGUGUUAAUGCAACCUGUGGGUACUUUUAUCAUCCCCAUUGUGUUGCUAAACGAUUGCAUGGGAGUAAUGAAGAUGCUGCAAAAGAACUCAUGGAGAAAAUUCGUGCUGGAGAGUCGUUUACUUGCCCCCUUCAUAUCUGCAUUGCUUGUAAACACACAGAGGAUAAGACUGACCCUAAACUGCAGAUGGCAGUUUGUAGACGUUGUCCUAGAGCAUAUCACAGAAAAUGUUUACCCAGGAAGAUUGCUUUAGAAGAAGAUGCAGAUGAAGACUCAGGCAUUCUACAAAGGGCAUGGGAAGGUUUAUUGGUAGACCGCAUUUUGAUGUAUUGCUUGAAGCAUGAGAUCAAUGAUGAUUUAGGGACUCCUGCAAGAGACCAUAUCAAGUUUCGUCCUGAUGUUAAGAAGGUGAAGGAAUCUUCAGCUGGAGAUUUAAAGGAAGACAAAGUUGCACCAAAGAAGAAAGUGCUGUCUUCGAGGGCUUCUCAGCCACCACCUUCUUUGGAGUCUAGGAAAAGGACUUUUGAAGACAGCAUUACGAAGACUGACAGAAAGGUUCCUAAACUUGAAAAAAGUAACUCAUCCAGGAAUUUGCCAUCUGAUAAGAAGUCUGUUUUGACAAAAAUUGAUGGAGCUUCUGGAGUAGAAGAGCACAAGUACUCUCAGCAGUUUGAUGUGGUCAGGCCUUUUAAGGCUGAGAAACUUGAAAUUGAAUCAACCAAAACAAGUAAAAGUGCAGUGGAACAGAUUAUGCAACAAUUAGAUUCUGAUUCAGAAAGGAGGAUUCUUGAUUUAAUGAAUGAAGCUUCAUCUGUAAUCACUAUGGAUGAUAUCAUCGCGAAACAUGAAAAAUUAAUUACUUGCCGUUCAUAUAAGCAGAGAAUGGAUCCCUGUAGGAGUAUUACGCUAGGGAAAGUGGAUAAAUACUGUGAGGCUGUUCUUGCAGCUCUUAAGAAAAUUGAUGGAGGAUAUAAAGAAGAUGCAAAGAAUAUCUGCGAGCCGUCGGUUUUGAAUCAGUUGGUUAAGUGGAAGAGUAAGCUCAGAGUUUACCUUGCUCCUUUCAUAUAUGGUAUGCGCUAUACAUCGUUUGGUCGUCAUUUCACCACAGUUGAGAAGCUUAAAGAGAUUGUCGAUAUAAUGCAUUGGUACGUCAACGAUGAUGACACGAUAGUUGAUUUUUGCUGUGGAGCUAAUGAUUUCAGCUGGAUUAUGAAACAAAAGCUUGAAAGCAGAGGCAAAAAAUGCAAUUACAAGAACUAUGAUCUUUUCCGACCAAAGAACGAUUUCUGCUUCGAGAAAAGGGAUUGGAUGGGUGUUCAACCUAGUGAAUUGCCGACUGGGACGAAGUUGAUCAUGGGGCUAAAUCCUCCUUUUGGGGUUAAAGCAUGCCUCGCGAACCAGUUUAUUAACAAGGCCCUUUCUUUUAAGCCAAAGCUCCUUAUUCUUAUUGCCCCCCCUGAAACAGAAAGGCUGGAUAAAAAACAUACUGCGUAUGACUUGGUGUGGGAGAAUAAACAUCAACUAGCGGGGAAGGCAUUUUAUCUUCCUGGAUCUAUUGAUAUAAAUGACAAACAAAUGGAAGAUUGGAAUAUUGUGGCACCAUUUCUUUAUCUUUGGAGCCGCCCUGACUGGACUAAUAAACAUAAGGAAAUAGCAAAGAAGUAUGAUCACCUGCUCGGAGAAUACAAACAGAACAACUCUGCAAGCAGGCUGGGUCGUGAUUUGUCAUUCAAGAAUCAUGGUCAGAGCUCUACACCGAUGAAUAUUGACCAUGCUUCUCCCCAAACUAAUCCACCUGAAAGCCUUAAGGAGAAAACAGUGGGUGGGAAUGAAGAUCCUAAGGAGCGAUUUGCGAGCAAGGACCAUCCUGUAGGCAGGCAAGUAAAUGCUACCCCGGGGAAUAAUAGAAGUAGGAAGAAUGCAAAGAAAAAGAGGCGUAAUGCGACAAUGCAUGUAGCAGGAGGGAGUUCUGUAUAUUCUCAGGACCAGAAACGACGGCGCUCUUCUCAAGAUAUACCUUAUGAAGUCCAUCAUCACUCCCCUCAUGGUACUAGAGAUGGAAGGGAACCCCAUAAUUUCAGGCAUCAUCUGGGAUCUCCACCUAACUUUGAGCCUGCCCAUCGUGGUGAGAGCCGAUUCUCUGUGGAGAACAAACACUCUUCCAGGUAUCUCAACGCCCCCUCAAAUGUGCAGAUUGGAGAUCCGGUUCCUAAUCACGAUCACCCCGCCACCCCAAAUUACGGAACAAGGACUUAUGAGGAUCCUUAUCAUGGUGACACGACAUCAAACCACCUUCCUCAAGAUGAUCAGUAUCCAAGUAGGAGAGAGAGAUGGUCAGAGGAUGCAAGUCCUCUUCCUGUUUAUCCUCAUCCUCAUCCAGUAGGCUCGACCUUAGCAUACAUGAGACCAGAUCACAGCUAUGGGAUCAACCAGUCUUACAGUGAAGGUGUUGAACAACGCUUUACAGCACCGUCAUAUUUGACAGAAUCAUCUGCUCACAACGAUAGAGUGAAUCCUAUGUCAGCCAUGGAUAAAUAUAACAUUAGACUGGAUGAACCGAGCCAUCCGAGGAUGGGUCAUGGUGGUUAUGGUCAUGGUCCUCCAGACCUGGGCCCUAGGUCCGUUGGUGCUAGUUUCUACCAUCAUCCUCAACCCCUUAGACAGGGUUAUCCUGGCAUUCCCAUGGACUUUGCCCCAGGUCCCGCCAAUCCUUUCCUUCCUCAUGGUUCGUCAGGUGGUUGGAUAUAUGAUUAGAUUAUGGCAGCAUUACUUGCUCUUUCCAAGCGAAGAUUAUUUCACUGCUGGUUUGUGGCCCUCGUUUCUUGUAAGUUAUGGUCAGGAGAUAUUUGUAGCAAACUCUGGUAUCUUUCUAGUAUGCCAUAUAGAGGGGCUACUGGCGGCAAUACUCGUCUUGUCCCUAAUCAUACAUUUGACAGGUCUGUCUUUUAACGGUUGUUAUUCUGACAUAACUUUGGAUGUUAAUAUCUGAUUUUGUUAAUGUUAGUGUUUCUUUAUCUUGUAGUACUUCAUAUAGGUGAUAGUUUGUUAUAUAAAUCUCUUCUCAUCGUUGGUUU
Beta vulgaris subsp. vulgaris (sugar beet) is the source of this 4751-nucleotide messenger RNA. RefSeq lists its product as hypothetical. Lineage: Eukaryota; Viridiplantae; Streptophyta; Magnoliopsida; Caryophyllales; Amaranthaceae. The transcript is spliced from 20 exons. The record is from RefSeq and is a predicted model, not a curated record. Bases 718 to 4431 code for a protein of 1237 amino acids.